Messenger RNA from Aureococcus anophagefferens, 5202 nucleotides. RefSeq lists its product as hypothetical. NCBI's taxonomy places the organism in Eukaryota, Pelagophyceae, Pelagomonadales, Pelagomonadaceae. The transcript is spliced from 6 exons. The record is from RefSeq and is a predicted model, not a curated record. Bases 1 to 5202 code for a protein of 1733 amino acids.
AUGUCCAAGCGGCUCCACUGCUACUUCUUCACGGACGACGAGCUCCACGCCGAGUACGCCUGGGCCUGGGUGUUGCACAACCUCGUGCCUUUCGUUGACAAGGUUCUGGGCAUCGCCGGCGCCAUGGACCAGCGGCCCAUCGGCGCGCUCGACUGGCAGAUCCGGCUGCCCCUGUCGCUCGCCGUCGCCGCGCAUCCGACGUCGAAGCCGCUGCUGGCCGCCGGUCACGCGGCGAACGUCGCGUUUUGGUUCGCGCGCAUGCCCGCGGUCUGGGACUACAUGUGCUGGGUCGCGCUCACGGAGCUCGUCUACGUCGUCGCCGUGCUCCGCGGCGGCGGACAGGAAUUCAUGCGGACCGCGUUCCUGCCGGCGGCGCGCGCGCUGCUGGUCACGCUCUACUUCUCCGCGGCCUUCUGGAAGCUCACGACGUCCUUCUUGGAGCCGAAGACGUCCUGCGCGACGACGCUCGUGGCCGAGCUCGCGGCGGCGCUCUUCGGCGACGCGAUCGCGACGACCGGCGCCUUCGCCAAGGGGCUGAUGGCGUCGGCGCCGGCGCAGAUCGUGGGCAUCGAGGCGCUCGUGCCGCUGCUCAUGCUGCGCGGCUCGAGGUGGGCCGUGCCCGCGGCGGCGCUCUUCCACUUCACGAUCAACCUGAUGCCCGUGACCUACGCGGGCGGAUUUUCGAUCUCCAUGGGCUGCCGCCUCGUUCUUUUUUUGCCCGGCGCGUUGCUGGGGACGGCGCGGGGCGAGCGCGGCGCCGCGGGCGGCGUCGCCGUCCUCGCCGCGAUGGCCGCGCUCUUCCUCAAGGCGCACCGCGGCGCCGUCGAUACGGCGGGCGCGCUCUUCGUGGUGCUCGGGGGCUGCUACUACCGGCGCGCGCUCUUCGACGGCGCGCCGGUCGAGAGGCUCGUCUGCCGCGACGGGCCGCUGCGGCGCGGCGCGGUCGGCGCCGGCGUCGCCUACGGCUUCGUCUUCCCCGUCGUCGGCGUCAUGGCCAUGGCGUCGUCGAGCAUGUACGGCAACCUGCGCCAGUUCGACGGCGCCUACGGCAACCACCUGCUCGCGCCCACGGGCGUGCUCCAGCGGCUCUACGAGGAGGCGGACCCGCGGACCGCGCUCGGCGGCGCCUUCGGCGGCGGCGUCGUGCGCCUCGAGCGCCGGGGGACGACCGGCGGCGUCUUCGACGAGCUCUUCUUCAACGCCGACGUGUCCCACGAGCAGCCGCCGUACGCGGUGGCGCUGCUCCGCGACGCCGUGCCGGGCCAUCCCGCUCGCUAUUUCGAGUUCUACGCGGCCCGGAACUACUUCGAGCGCGGCAACAGCGACCACGCGGACACGGCGCUCCACAACGAGAAGGGCGCCGGCCUCGCGCCCGCGGCGGGGGGGGCGAAACCGCCGCCGGCGUUGGCCAUGCCCGCCUACGAGCUCCGCCGCGCGCUCGCGCUGGCGAAGGCGCGCGGCGAACCGUUCAAGGUCGCCUACGCGAAGCUCUCGUCGGCGACGCCCGCGGCCUGGCGCGUCGAGAAGCCGCCGAAGGCCGACGUCGUGGCCUACGCCUGGCCCGCGGACGCGUGCCGCGACGGCCGCGGCCGCGCCUGCGGGCCCGACGAGCUCCCGCGGCUCCCCGCGCCGCCCGCGUGGCUCACCCGGUUCCUCCACCCCUACCCGGUCCCGCUCCUGGACGACGGGUCCGGCGACGAGGUCCACUGCACGACCAUGUGGACGGGCGAGGGCUGGUUCCGCCUCGGCAGGGAGCACGGCGCCUCGUUCCGGCGCCUGGACCUCGACGGCUGCCUCGACGCGAGCGCGGAGCACGCCGUCGGCUCCUUCGCGCGCGUCGACCGCUACCGCCUGCCGGACAACGCGCCGGGCGGCGGCGGCGCGUCGAUCGCGCGCCGCUACGUCGUCCGCGAUCCGGCGUCCCUGCUGCGAUCGCUGCGACGGCAAGCGAGCGCGCUCCGGUCCGGCGCGCGCGUCUCGAACGUCGGCGGCCGCCGGUCGGACGAGCGCGCCUUCGACGGCGACGCCGGCGCCUGGUACGCCCCGUUGAGAGCGCUCGUCGCGGAGGCGCUCGCGGCCGACGGCGCGCUGGCGAAACUGUCCGGCUGGCUGAACGGCUCCGGCGACGCCGACGCGAACGCGCUCCACGACCACGGCGACGCGGCCUUCGCGUGCGUCUUCUUCGUCGACGGCGGCGCGGCGAAACCGCCCCACCGGGACGCGGGCCACCUGCUGCUGCGGACGCAGCUCAAGGCGUUCACGCACGAGUACGCCUACGUCGCCGUGCCGCCGACGCCCGGGGACCUGUGGGUUUUCCCCGGCCACGUGUCCCACGCGGUCCUGCCGCGCGCGCUCCCGGGCGACGCGCGCGCGGCGGGCCUCCGGAUCUCCGUCGCGUGCAACGCGGCGACGUCGCGCGUCGCCAUCCGCGCCCUGCGCGCCUCGAAAACAACCACCGCAACGCGCCUAUUGCGCACGUCGCACACUCGCGCCGCGAGCGCGCAACGCACGCCGACGGCCCGCCACCUGCACCUCUCCAACAGCGAAGCCUCCACGCCGCCCUUCCUCGUCCGCGCGGGCCUCGUCGGCUCCGUCACGGCGGUCUGCACGCCCGUCUUCCCCGUCGUCGGCGCCUACCGCCUCGCGGCCCACGUCGUGCCGAGCCGCAACGCGCGGUUCCUCCUCGUCGGGUCCGCGGCGGGAGUCUUCUCCUUCGCGGUCCGCGACGCGCUGCCGGCGCUCGUCGACCACGCGGAGCUCCUGGCGCCCGCCGCGGCGGCGAACGGCGCCGUCGCCGCGCUCACCUACGGCCUCCUGGAGGCGGCCCACGGCGGGCCGCGGCGGCUCCUCGACGGCAUGGCGCGCGUCCUGCCCAAAGCGUCGCCCGCGUGGCUCCUCGCCGCGGGGCCCGCGGCGGCCGUCGGCGCGGCCGUGGGGGCCGCGACGGGCGUGCUGGCGCCCUACACCUACGCGCCGCUCUUCGGAUGGCAUUUCGGCGUCGACGCGCCGGAGCUCGGGCGCCUCGUCGACCGAUUGUUGCCGGUGGCGGCGCCGACGGGUUUCGUCGCCGGCGCGGUCCUCGGCCCCGUCCUGAAGCCGGCCAUCGCCGGCGUGUCCGGCGUGCCCUGGGUCUUCGUGGCGCUCCCGGGCGUCGUCGCCGUCGUCGCCGUCUGCGUCGGUCUUUUUAAAGGCGCGCGCGAGCCGCGGCCGCUCUCCGACGAAGACGACCUCGUCGUCGACGAGACGGACCGCGCGCGCGUCGCGUCGGUCCAGCAGCUCCGCGCCUGCCGCGCCGUCUUUCGCGUCGACCCCGGCUCCCUCAAGCUCAUGAGCUCGAACGACGUCGACGGCGGCGUCCGCGCGCGCGCGUUCCUCGACGACGGCGGCGCGCUCGCCCGCGAGGGCGCGGCGGCGCGCGCGCUCCUCGACGGCGCCUACGCCCGGGGGCGGCGCGUCUACGGCGACGCGCGGCCCGCGCGCCUCGACGUCGCGCUGAGCCGGUUUCCGGCGCUCGCGGCCGCGUUGGAAUUUGCCGCUCCGAACGCGGGCCUCGCGAACCUGUCGCGCUGCGUCGCGUCGCCGACGAAGGCCGAGCUCCGGCAGCGCGCGGCGCUGACGACGGACGCCGUCGCGCGCGCCGCGGUCCUCGCGGGCGGCGGCGAGGCCCUCGACGCGGAGACCGUGCUCGCGGAGUUCCGGUUCGCGGUCGACGCCAUGAAGACGCGCGGCGACGACGAGGCGACGACGGCGAGGCACCUCGAGGACCCGCGCGCCUUCGACGAUGUGGCGCGCUACGCCCUCGCGGCCUGCGCGCUCCUCCGGACCAAGUCCGACGGUCUGUCGGACGCGGACCGCGCGACGCGCCUCGAGCUCUACCGGCACACGACGUCGCCGUCGACGCCGAGCGUCGUCGACCUGCGCGAGCUCGACGCGCUGCUCAAGAAGCACGGCGUCGCCCUGGACCCGGGGCUGUGGCCCGCGUACCAGAAACGGCGGUUGGCGGCCGCGCGGGCGCGGCGGCGACAGUUCGCCGGCGCCGCCGCGGUCGUCGCCCUCGUCGGCCUGAUGCUCUCCUACCUGCUGGAGAAGUUCGUGCGCCGCCUCUGCGGCCGCUGGCUGCGCAACUUCAGCGCGGAGAACCUCAGCGUGUCCCUGGGCGGCACCGUGAGCUUCGACGACCUCUGGCUCAACACGAGCGAGCUGAACAAGAUGAUGCUGCCCUUCGAACCGGUCGCGGCGCACGCCGCGAAGCUCCGCCUCGAGCUGCCGCUGAACCUGAGCGGCGCGGUGACGCUCACCGUCGACGACGUCGACAUCUACCUGCGGUCCGCGGACUACGACGUCGACGGCGAGGCCGCGCGGCGCGCCGUGGAGAUCGCCGUGAACCUGUACUGGGCCAACUACCUCCGGCCGCCGCAGGAGGCGGCGAAGAAAAAGGGCGACGCCGCCAAGGCCGAGCCCGAGGGCGAGCACCAGUCGGCGACGGCGCUCAGCGACACGAUCUCCUCCAUCGUCAAGUCGUCGGUGCUCGUCAUCCGCCGCGUCCACGUCCGCGUCGAGUCGCCGCGGCCCGGGACCGAGCUCGGCGACGGCCAGGGCAGGAAAAGGGUGAUUCAAUGCGACGGCACCGGCGAGAAGCUCCUCUCGGGCUGCGUCAUCCACAAGCUCACCGUCGACGGCGCGUCGCCGGCGGCCGCCGCCGAGAACGUCGUCGCGAAGAAGAUUCGGUUCACGGGCGUCGCGUGCUACUGCGGCGCGGGCGACGGCGCGAGCGGCUGCGACGAGGCCGACGCCGCGCAGCGGAAACAGCGCGACGCGCGCGUCGUCGCGGCGCUCCGCGGCGCCUGGCCCCGGGCCGCGCUCACCGACGGCGCCGGCGACGCCACCUUCGGCGACAUGAUCUACGGCGUCGACGACGCCGCGGCGAAGCGCAAGGCGCGGGAGCUCGCGCGGACCGCGGGCGCGUUGUCUAGGGCCGCCGCGGAGGCGGCCGUCCGCGGCCGGGGCGCAACCGUGCUCUCCUGCGACGAGGCGCUCUUCGACACGACGCUGUCGUUGGACCUCGGGGCGGCCCUCAAGCAGCAGACGCCGCCCGUGGGGUCCGACGGCGGCGCGGUCGCGGGCGACGGCGACGAGCUGCGCCCGUGGAUCACAGGGCGGGAACAGGGUGGAUCAAGCGCGCGGACGUCGCGGCGGACGUGA